Molecule: messenger RNA, 990 nt
Organism: Sclerotinia sclerotiorum 1980 UF-70
Lineage: Eukaryota; Fungi; Ascomycota; Leotiomycetes; Helotiales; Sclerotiniaceae
Exons: 3
Coding region: 1-990 (329 amino acids)
Molecular function (GO): pectate lyase activity
Source: RefSeq, a predicted model, not a curated record
AUGAAGUUCUCAGUCAUUUCCGCUGGUCUUUUGGCCGCAUUCGCCGCUGCUGCUCCAACCCCAACCUCUGAAGAGAGUGUCAACCGCGCUGCUAUUGCCAAACGCUCCACUAUUACCGACGCCUGCAACAUCGGAUACGCCAGCACCAACGGUGGUACCAAAGGAGGAGCUGGAGGAACCACCACUACUGUUUCCACCUAUGCUCAAUUCACCAAGGCAGCCACUGCAGGAAAGUCUGUCGUUGUGCUUGCGGGUCCUAUCACCCAAGCUGCACCCCAGGUCAAGGUUGCUAGUGACACCACCAUCAUUGGUAAAAACUCCAAGGCAGUCUUGACUGGUUUCGGAUUGCUCGUUAAGGGACAAAAGAACGUCAUUAUCCGCAACCUUGGCAUCAAGGAGGUUCUUGCCGCUAACGGUGAUGCUCUUGGAAUCCAAAAAUCUACCAACGUCUGGGUUGACCACGUUGAUCUCUCCUCCAACCGCGACCAUGACAAGGACUACUACGACGGACUCUUCGAUGUAACACACGCCGCCGACUUCGUCACCUUCUCCAACUCCUUCAUCCACGACCACUGGAAGGCCUCCCUCAUCGGCCACUCCGACUCCAACAAAGCCGAAGACACCGGACAUCUCCGCGUCACCUACGCCAACAACUUCUGGCAAAACGUCAACUCCCGUGGUCCAUCCAUCCGUUUCGGUACUGCCCACAUCUACAACUCCUACCACAACAACGUCGCCGAUGGUAUCAACACCCGUGAUGGCGCUCAAGCACUCGUUGAAUCCAACGUCUGGGUCAACUCCAAGAAGCCUUUAUACAGCACCGAUGCUGGAUAUGCCGUUGCCAACGGAAACGACUUUGGAUCAUCCGCCAACGAAGCCACUAAGGGUACAUUGAGCGCCAGCAAGUUAGGAUACUCCUACACACUUUUGGGAAGCGACAAGGUUAAGGCUGCUGUUGUCGGCACCGCUGGUAUUACCUUGAACUUCUAG